GCCCGCCCGGUGAGCCUGUGAGCUCUUUGAGAGCGCCAGGCAGGCCUGACUCAGCACCUGCAGCUGUUGGGUCCAUACACGGUGCCUCAUUAAGGACAGGAGGUGCUAGCAAGUGUCUGUUUUGAGCACCUGCGAAUGCAGGACACAUGACAUCGUGUCAGCUAACAGUUGUGCCGGAGGGGUGUUCAGAAGCUCAUUCUUGGGUUACCCGCGGUGUGUUUGAUCGUGAGCCCAGCCAUUGGAAUUCUCUUUGUGACUGGCCUGCCGUCAGCUCACCGCUGACCUUUCUCAGGCCUGCUUCCCACAUACCCAGCGAUGUCUGCUCCGUGCCAGGGCUCUGAGCUUUUUAUUUCACUGAAGAGCAUAGAGGAAGGUGGAAGUCAGGAAGGAUUCUGCUUCUCAUGUGAACAUAUUUGAUUUUGAAAGUUCCGGCUUUGUUUUGUAUCCCAGAGUUCCUUAAACUGUGAAAAUACUGGAGGAAUUUUUUUAGGAUAUUUCUGCCUCUAGCGGAAUAGCUGCCCAUCGUACAGUUGUAACUGCAAGGUGGGGACCUUGAGGCUCAGAAAUAGAACUGAAGACAGAAGCCAGUCGCCUGCUUCUCAUCUGAGGACUUUUCUCAUUGUUCUACUGGGCACUCAUCAGAGGGAAGCUAUUUUUCCACAAUUGGCGAGCAGAGCUGAAAGCGACCUACCCGGGACCGCUGCGCUGGUUAGCGGCUGAGCUGGGGCAAGAAUCCAGGUGUUAGUGUGUUCCUCUUUUUCUUUUGAGUUCCUGUACCAGUCUCCGGGAUCUCAAGACGCUAACAUAGCAGUUUGCUGAACCUGGUGUCCACUGACCAUUUGAAGAGCUAGUUAUCUGAGUUUCAGAUUCCGACAAUGUCUCAUCCGUCUUGGCUGCCACCCAAAAGUACUGGUGAGCCUCUUGGCCAUGUGCCUGCACGGAUGGAGACCACCCAUUCCUUUGGGACUCCCAGCAUUUCAGUGUCCACACAACAACCACCCAAGAAGUUUGCACCAGUAGUUGCUCCAAAGCCCAAGUACAACCCAUACAAACCUGGAGGUGAAGGUGAUUUUCUUCCACCCCCACCUCCACCUCUAGAUGAUCCUGGUGCUCUUCCGUCUGGCUCUGGAAACUUCCCUCCUCCACCACCCCUUGAUGAAGGUGCUUUCAGGGCACAGCAGGGAAAUCCUGGAGGCAAGACCCUUGAGGAGAGACGUUCUAGCCUGGAUGCCGAGAUAGACUCGCUGACUAGCAUCUUGGCCGACCUUGAGUGCAGCUCGCCCUACAAGCCUCGGCCUCCACAGGGCUCUACUAGUUCGACUGCCUCUCCUCCAGUCUCUACCCCUGUCACAGGACAUAAAAGAAUGGUAAUACCAAACCAACCCCCUCUAACGGCAACCAAAAAGUCUACAUUGAAACCACAGCCUGCACCCCAGGCAGGACCCAUCCCUGUGGCACCAAUUGGAACACUAAAACCCCAGCCUCAACCAGUCCCCGCCUCCUAUGCUACGGCAUCCACCCCUUCAAGGCCUGCCUUCAACGUGCAGGUGAAGUCAGCCCAGCCCAGCUCUCAUUACAUGGCUGCUCCUUCAUCAGGACAAUUUUAUGGCGCAGGCCCAGGACCCCAGGGCUAUAACACUCAACCAGUUUCUAUCUCUGGGCAGUGCCCACCUCCUUCAACACGGGGGGGCAUGGACUAUGCAUAUAUUCCACCACCAGGACUUCAACCGGAGCCUGGGUAUGGGUAUGCCCCCAACCAAGGACGCUAUUAUGAAGCCUAUUGCCCAUCAGGGCCUGGCUAUGGGGGCAAAAAUGACUCUGAUCCAGCUUACGGUCAACAAGGGCAUCCGAAUACGUGGAAGCGGGAACAAGGGUAUACUCCUUCUGGAACAGGAAACCAGAACCCAGCCGGGAUGUAUCCAGUUACUGGGCCCAAGAAGACCUAUAUCACAGAUCCUGUUUCAGUGCCCUGCGCACCGCCACUGCAACAAAAGAGUGGACAAACAGGAUCCAUGGGGCCUCCAGCUGUUCCCCCUUCAUUCCGCCCUGAAGAUGAGCUCGAACACCUAACCAAGAAGAUGCUGUAUGAUAUGGAAAAUCCACCUGCUGAUGAAUACUUUGGCCGCUGUGCUCGCUGUGGGGAAAACGUAGUUGGGGAAGGGACAGGAUGCACCGCCAUGGAUCAGGUCUUCCACGUGGAUUGUUUUACCUGCAUCAUCUGCAACAACAAGCUCCGAGGACAGCCCUUCUAUGCCGUGGAGAAGAAAGCCUACUGUGAGCCCUGCUACAUUAACACCCUGGAACAGUGCAGUGUGUGCUCCAAGCCCAUCAUGGAGCGGAUCCUGCGAGCCACCGGAAAGGCCUAUCAUCCUCACUGCUUUACCUGUGUCAUGUGCCACCGCAGCCUUGACGGGAUCCCAUUCACCGUGGACGCUGGUGGCCUCAUUCACUGCAUUGAGGACUUCCACAAGAAAUUUGCCCCCCGAUGUUCUGUGUGCAAAGAGCCUAUCAUGCCGGCCCCGGGCCAGGAGGAGACUGUCCGGAUUGUGGCUCUGGAUCGCGAUUUCCAUGUUCAUUGCUACCGGUGUGAGGAUUGUGGUGGUCUCCUGUCUGAAGGAGAUAACCAAGGCUGCUACCCUCUGGAUGGACACAUCCUCUGCAAGACCUGCAACUCUGCCCGCAUUAGGGUGCUGACGGCCAAGGCCAGCACUGACCUUUAAGUUCAGUUAGUUGGUGGUGCUGAGAAGAAUGAAACACAAGAAAUGAAACACAAGAAACAAGAUAAGAAAAGACAUGGGAAAAAUACAGGAAAGGCAAUCAAACCGUGGGAUGGUCUCUGUUCUUCGUCUAAUAUUAACCUUUCUUUAGAAACACAUAGAUUAUGAGAUUUUUUUUUUUUUAAGUUCUCACCAAAUACACAUUUCACAUUUAAUCAUGUAGGACCUUGAUGGGCCUUUGUUCCCAAGGACUUCCACAUUUUUGCACGGAUUAUACUCCAUCCCAUUCACUUCUGCAUUCCUGUAACUUUUAAUCCCUAUGUUUGUCUCACUUUUCAUCUGGUUGAAUGGCUUUUUUUAGUGUGGUAUUUGCUGUCACACAGUUUUUUCCUGGGUGAGUCUGCCAACUCACAGGUGCUUUUAGGCUUGAAGGUCUCAUCCUAUCACUUCCACAUUGCCUGUGAUCAUAAAGGACAGCCAUUCUUUCUGUGUGUAUUGGAAAAGUACAUCUUUCUGUUGCUCUAAACCGGUCAUGUCCCUUAGGGUGGGGGGUGGGGGGUAAAAGUGUGCAAUGUAUAUGUUAGGCAACAAAGAAUUUAAGCUGUAAAUGACAUAGUUUAAAACAAGCGCCUACUGAAUUUGCAACCAAAUUUGAUUGGAAAUUCAAAGUCUAUAGUGAUUUUGGUGCUCAGGGCUCAUUUGAAAACAGUUAUUGGUGAGAUCCAAACUUCAAUUUUUUUCUGAGGGAAUUACGGGUGGGAUAUGCUGGGGGAAAAAAAUUGGGGGGGUAUGUUUGAAAAGCCUAUUAUUAUCUCACAAUAUCAUCUUAAGAGUUUCCUUUUCCAUGCUACCUAGACAUAAUAAUACAAAUUUUGUUUUCUAUAGAGCAUAACACUUCCAAAACCAUCCCACUUUUCAUCUGAGAAAUAUUGCUGUGUUGUUUGUUUGUUUGUUUGUUUAUAAUAUCUAAACACAACUACCAAAGUUGAGUUUUUCCAGGAGGAAUAUUGCUUAUAAAGAACUGUUCAUAUUCUUCCUUUUUUUCCCCCAGGCCCAGGUCCUUUUUGCCUGACAACUGCAAAUCAGAGCACACAUAAUAAAAUCAUGUAGUUUGUUUAGUUUACUUUUAAAAAGACAGGAAAGCUUGAAAAGAUUGUGAAACCACAGUUUCAUUACUCUUGUAAUCCUGCUAUAAAUCCAAUUACAUAUUGCAGGAGACAUUUUCAUAUCAUCGAUGUGACAUUUACACCACACUUUCAGACAAUCGCUGAAAAAAAAUUGCCUUUCUGAGCUAAAAAUAUGCAAAGUCUCUGCCUAGAAUCUUUAUUCAAACUCUUACUGGGCAUUGAAACACUUGCUUGCCAACUGCAGAACCAUUCUUUUGGGUUCUAACUCGUUUCUUUUAAAGAGAGAUGCCCAUCUUAAUAAUGGCAGGUUGCCAUUUGUAAACUAGUCAAGUAUUUUGGAUUGAGAUUUCUUAAAUGUUUCUUCAAAUCUUCCACAAGUAUAUACUUUUAAAUUAUGAAGUAUUUUAAAUAUACACAAAAGAAUAAAUAAUAAUAUAAUGAAUCCCUGUAUACGUGACACCAGCUUAAGAAAUCAAAUAUAACAGAUACAGAUCCAUUCCCUUGUGCACCCGUCCCUGAUUCCACAAAUAGCUUUCUCCUGAUUAUAAAGUGAUAAAGUCAAUUUUCUAGUCUGACUUUUAUUUUAAUUUUUAACACUCAGAACAUAAAUGAAAAAUUAUUUGUGAAUGUUUUAAAUUAUAACC
This is a messenger RNA of Lynx canadensis (Canada lynx), 4488 nucleotides long. RefSeq names its product LIM domain containing preferred translocation partner in lipoma (gene LPP). Lineage: Eukaryota; Metazoa; Chordata; Mammalia; Carnivora; Felidae. Bases 876 to 2720 code for a protein of 614 amino acids. Gene Ontology annotation, cellular component: stress fiber; focal adhesion. The record is from RefSeq and is a predicted model, not a curated record. The transcript has 13 exons. Gene Ontology annotation, biological process: cell-cell adhesion.